AUGUCCGCUAUUGGAACGCUUGUCUUCUGUCACGACUGCGGCAACUUGCUUCCCGCGUCCAUGGGCACGGAGAAGAACAUCCUCACCUGCGAUUGCUGCGGCGCCGACAACAAGGAUACCGGCUCCAAGACGAUCGUCACCCAGACGAAGCCCUCCGAUUUCCCGUCCCAGUUGCGACAGAAGCUGCAGUCCAAUGUCCAAGCCGUCGACAGGGCCAACGUGAACACGGAGGCCACGAUCAGAGAGACGUGCCCCAAGUGCGGAAGAGAAGAGGUCCGCUUCACUGCCGUGCAGCUCCGCAGCGCCGACGAAGGCAGCACCAUUUUCUUCACCUGCGAUUGUGGCUUCAAAUGGUCUCAUAACAACUGA
Colletotrichum higginsianum IMI 349063 is the source of this 369-nucleotide messenger RNA. RefSeq names its product DNA-directed RNA polymerase subunit. The coding region runs from base 1 to 369 and encodes 122 amino acids. Gene Ontology annotation, molecular function: nucleic acid binding; zinc ion binding; DNA-directed RNA polymerase activity. Gene Ontology annotation, biological process: DNA-templated transcription; termination of RNA polymerase I transcription. The record is from RefSeq and is a predicted model, not a curated record. The transcript is spliced from 3 exons. Gene Ontology annotation, cellular component: RNA polymerase I complex. Lineage: Eukaryota; Fungi; Ascomycota; Sordariomycetes; Glomerellales; Glomerellaceae.